Molecule: messenger RNA, 1898 nt
Organism: Homarus americanus (American lobster)
Lineage: Eukaryota; Metazoa; Arthropoda; Malacostraca; Decapoda; Nephropidae
Product: nucleoporin NUP188-like
Exons: 10
Coding region: 111-1883 (590 amino acids)
Biological process (GO): RNA export from nucleus; protein import into nucleus
Cellular component (GO): nuclear pore inner ring
Molecular function (GO): structural constituent of nuclear pore
Source: RefSeq, a predicted model, not a curated record
UUUGAGGGGCUCGGUGGUGUGUUCAGUAACUCAAACAACCACAAAGUUUAAGUCAUAAUACAAGAGCUGUCCUGUGGUUAUGAGACACAAGAUAUUUGUUUUGUACCACCAUGGAACCUGUAGAAGUUGUCAGUGGUAAAGCUCUGUGGGGAGUUAUAUGUGGCACCUAUGUUUUACCAUCGGAUGAAGUGGUUGGUGCAGAGCUACAGUUAGCUGCCCCACACUUGAGGGUUGGUUUGGCAGCAUAUAAAAAACCCACUGAUAACCAUUAUAAAACAUGGGCAGACACAGCAGAAGCCACACAGGCAGAAAAGGAUUUUGUAAAGAAGCUCUCACAGUUGCUGGAUUUAGCUGCAGUCCAUAGCUGGGAAGUGUUUCAGCUGUUCUUACUACAUGAGUAUCGAGGUGCAGAAGCCUCCUUAGUGGAGGUCUUGGCCAGCCAGCGUGACGAGGAAACUUUUCUGGCUCAGCUCUGGAGUUUUUAUCUCAGUGAUCGCUUACAUCUUCUCCGCUGCCUGAGACACAUUGUUGCAAAUACAGCAAACCGACAACAUCCUUACCAGAGUUUGUUUGGUGACUUCAUGCAGGAUGUCCUGGACAAGGAUGGUACUCUUGGGGAGAGUCUAGUGCAGCAAGUAUUACUGUGUACCAGAAUGGUUUCCCCAACCCCUCAGACUCAUGGCCCACAUUUGCCCUCUCAUGGCCCUCAUACAUGGCUGGCCCACCACCUGGCAGAACUGCGAGAAGUACUGGCCACUCUCCUUGUAUACUAUGGCAGCACCACUCGCUCUCCUACUCCUGACACAUUUAAGAAACUUGUUCAGCUGGCACAGGGAGGAGGACUGGCUGGGCGGUCAGAGAUUCAAGAGGGUUUGCGGGACAGCCAUGGCCCCUUAGUGGAGGCCCUUGAUGCUACACAUAUGCUUCUACUUAUCCUUGCCAUUAAUGCUGAUUCUCCUACAAGUGGUCACAACCUAUGUGAUAGCGGAUGGGUAAGCAAAUUAGAUCCCAUCAUGGCUGGGCUUGGUGCCCGAACACCUCACCUUGCUCCAUUACUAGCCUGGGCUGUGCUGCAGUUACGAACAAGUGGUGGGACAUCCUCAGGCCACCCUAAAAUAUACCAUAAGCUUGCCCAGCGUGCUUUACAUGGGAAUGUCUUUGGCUAUCUUCAAACAGCCCUGAAUAAUACUGCUAUUAAGGGAGAUGAAUUACUUCUACGUCUUGGAUCAUCUGUUGUGUAUUCCUUGGUGUGUGCAGCUGCUGGCUCCUUGGAUUUGGACAGGGUAGACUAUUUACCAGUCUUAAAUUCUCUAGCCAAGAACUGCCUCGCACACGACCCCCCUGCACAUCUCUUUUGGUCUGAAGAAGGUGGAGGAGCUGGUCUGCUGUUACCGCAGGCAUUACAAGUAUUCCCACAUGACGUUGAACCCUUAUUAUCUCUCACUACGGCUCUGGCUCUGGCAAACCCUGAGAGUUGUCAUAAGGUGGUGGAACUUCUCAGUGAACUUCCAUCUAUCACUUGGGUUGUUCCUGAAGCCGAGUCUCAAAAUAUACAGAUACGGUUAAGUGAUUGUUAUACUACAGGUCCUCUACACUUGAUGCCAACAGUGACAGUAGCAACACAUACACGUGGAAUGUUGAUUUCAACUGAACCAUUGGUUGUGAUGUGGCAGAUGGAAACAAAUGCCUGGCAGGGACUCCUUGCUAUCAUGAAGCUGCUUGACAAUGAGGUGGGUGGUGGAGCAAGUCUGUUGGACCCCAGACUUAUAACAGCAGUGUCCGCCACCAUGCGCCUUCUCUCUUCUGUGUUAACUACUGUGCCCACUCAGCUGCCAGCCCUCAUUCACUUUGUGCAUCAAACUGUUGGAUUACUUCACAAGUAAGUCAUAAAAUAUUUC